AGGCAGCAGCUCAGCUGAGGCGCGCCGGACCGAUUUCUCAUAUUGCAUGUGCCAAGCUGAGUGUGCCUUACAGAGACUUCUGUCUUCUCAUGUCUUCAAAACAAUACAGUGAGAACUCUAUCAGCUACACUUUGGCGGGAAGACAGUUUUAGAUAAUGGCAUUACACCCACGCAGAGUUCGAUUGAAACCCUGGCUGGUAGCUCAGGUAGACAGUGGUAUGUACCCAGGCCUUAUAUGGCUUAACAGAGAAGCAAAGCGAUUUCAGAUCCCCUGGAAGCAUGCAACUCGGCACAGCCCUCAGCAUGAAGAAGAGAAUACCAUUUUUAAGGCUUGGGCUGUGGAAACAGGAAAAUACCAGGAAGGAGUUGACGAUCCUGACCCUGCAAAAUGGAAGGCUCAGCUCCGGUGUGCUCUCAACAAAAGCCGAGAAUUUAACCUGAUGUACGAUGGCACGAAAGAGGUGCCAAUGAAUCCCAUUAAAAUUUAUGAAGUGUGUGAUAUACCGCAAUCACAGGGAGCAAUCAUUAAUCCUGGCUCCACUGGUUCAGCUCCAUGGGAUGACAAGGAUAAUGACCUUGAUGACGAAGAGGAGGAGGAUUUAAACCAAUCUCAGCAUGUACCCAUACAGGAUACAUUUCCAUUUCUUAAUAUUAAUGAUUCCCCAAUGGCACCGGCCAGUGUGGAGGCCUGUAGCCCUGAAACCGUGUGGCCAAAGAAUGAGCCUCUGGAUAUGGAGAUGCCACCACCAGCUCUUCAGCAUGACAUGUUCAGCUCUCCUGAGCUCUGGAUUAGUUCUCUUCCAAUGACAGACCUAGAAAUCAAGUUUGAGUAUCGAGGCAAAGAGUUCGGGCAGACGAUGACUGUGAGCAACCCCCAGGGCUGCAGACUUUUCUAUGGAGAACUGGGUCCUAUGCCUGAUCAAGAAGAACUCUUUGGCCCUAUUAGUUUGGAACAAGUCAAGUUUCCAGGGCCAGAACAGAUCACAAAUGAAAAGCAGAAGCUCUUCACAAGUCGACUGCUUGAUGUCAUGGAUCGAGGUCUGAUCUUGGAGGUCAACGGUCAUGCCAUUUAUGCUGUCAGGCUUUGCCAGUGCAAAGUCUAUUGGUCUGGGCCGUGUGCACCUUCUUCCACAACACCAAACUUGAUUGAAAGACAAAAGAAAGUCAAACUCUUCUGUCUGGAAACAUUCCUGAGUGAACUGAUUGCUCACCAGAAAGGGCAGAUUGCUAAAGAGCCACCAUAUGAGAUCUAUUUUUGUUUCGGAGAAGAAUGGCCAGAUGGGAAAUCUAGAGAGAGAAAGUUGAUCGUUGUUCAGGUAAUUCCAGUUGUAGCUCGGAUGAUCUAUGAGAUGUUCUCUGGUGAUUUCACACGUUCCUUUGACAGUGGCAGUGUGCGGCUUCAGAUCUCUACUCCUGAUAUCAAGGACAACAUUGUUGCUCAGCUGAAACAACUCUACCGCCUGUUGCAGAAUCAUCAGGAAGGGUGGCCAAUGCAGCCACCAAACAUGCAAAUGCCUCCAACCCUCACAGCACAAUGAUAAUCAGGCUUUGCCUGAACAAGGAACUGCCUGGAUUGAUCAAUUAUGUGGAUACUGUGAUCCUGAUUAAGAAUAGCUUUGAACUUAUUUUGAACUAUCCUCAAGUGAGUUAAAUAAAAAUGAAUGGUAUAAUGUAAUAACCUUGCAUUAAUUCAGAUCAUAUUUUGCAUGUAGACAGAAUUUCUGUGGCAUUUUACCACUUUUUACUUGGACAGUUUAUGUAAAUAAAUGGAGUGAUGUUUUUAUAUUGUGCCUUACUUAAAUGUAACAUGACAAAGUUUUCCUCAUGUGACUAGAUCUCACAUGUUGCUUUGCCCAAGGAACAUCAGAAGGUUUUAAUAGAAACACUAAACCCAGUUUACUUGAAACUAAGUUUAUUUUAACUAACCUGUUACUUGUGCCUUGAUGAAAGUACUCUUCUAUUACAUAUGAUGCAGGUUUCUACUUCAUAGUACAAUUUUUUUCAAGUCAGGAGCUGGUAUAUGUAUGAAAUAUUUGAUUAAUGUAAAGCAAAAGCUCA
This is a messenger RNA of Gekko japonicus, 2058 nucleotides long. It is a transcript of the gene IRF6, whose product is annotated as interferon regulatory factor 6. Gene Ontology annotation, biological process: regulation of transcription by RNA polymerase II; immune system process. Gene Ontology annotation, cellular component: nucleus. The record is from RefSeq and is a predicted model, not a curated record. Bases 156 to 1538 code for a protein of 460 amino acids. NCBI's taxonomy places the organism in Eukaryota, Metazoa, Chordata, Lepidosauria, Squamata, Gekkonidae. The transcript has 9 exons. Gene Ontology annotation, molecular function: DNA-binding transcription factor activity, RNA polymerase II-specific; RNA polymerase II cis-regulatory region sequence-specific DNA binding; protein binding.